Molecule: messenger RNA, 510 nt
Organism: Exophiala aquamarina CBS 119918
Lineage: Eukaryota; Fungi; Ascomycota; Eurotiomycetes; Chaetothyriales; Herpotrichiellaceae
Product: protein yop1
Exons: 4
Coding region: 1-510 (169 amino acids)
Source: RefSeq, a predicted model, not a curated record
AUGUCUUUCCAAGACCGAGCUCAACACCAGAUCUCCCAGAUCGAUAAGGAACUAUCCAAGUAUCCUGCGCUUAACAAUUUCGAGAAGCAGACAAAUGUCCCCAAGGUCUACGUCUUCCUCGGCCUGGUCGGCCUCUACUUCUUCCUGAUCUUCUUCAACAUCGGGGGCGAAUUUCUCGUGAAUUUCGCUGGGUUCGUCAUCCCCGGCUAUUACUCAAUGGAGGCUUUGUUCAGCACCAACAAGGUCGAUGAUACACAAUGGUUGACAUACUGGGUUGUUUACGCCUUCCUGAAUGUAUUUGAAAGCCUGGUCAACGCCGUCUACUGGUUCCCCUUCUACUACAUCUUCAAGUUUGUCUUGAUCUUGUGGAUGGCUCUUCCUGUAACCAAUGGAGCCCAAAUUGUCUUCCGAUCCUUCCUGCAGCCAAUCUUCUCCCGCUUCUUCAGCAGCACCGGUAACGCUUCUGCCGAUGUACGAGGCAAAGCGGAUGCUGCUUUGAAAAGCCAGUAA